Messenger RNA from Phaethon lepturus (White-tailed tropicbird), 855 nucleotides. RefSeq names its product ubiquitin carboxyl-terminal hydrolase 45-like. Lineage: Eukaryota; Metazoa; Chordata; Aves; Phaethontiformes; Phaethontidae. Gene Ontology annotation, molecular function: cysteine-type endopeptidase activity; cysteine-type deubiquitinase activity; zinc ion binding. The record is from RefSeq and is a predicted model, not a curated record. The transcript has 8 exons. Gene Ontology annotation, cellular component: nucleus; cytosol. Gene Ontology annotation, biological process: protein deubiquitination. Bases 1 to 855 code for a protein of 284 amino acids.
AUGCGGGUGAAAGAUCCAUCAAGAGCCAACCCUGAGAAACCAAAGAGAAGCAAAAGGCCUAACAGGCCACAGGAUGAAGACUCUUCAGAUGAUAUUUCAGUAGGCUUAACCUGCCAGCACGUGAGCCAAGCAGUGGAUGUGCAUCAUGUGAAGAGAGCGGUAGCUCAGAGUGUUUGGUCAAUAUGUGCAGAAUGUCUGAAGGAGAGGCGGAUGAGUGAUGGUGAGCCCGUGGCACCUUCGGAUAUAUGGCUGUGUCUCAAAUGUGGCUUUCAGGGAUGUAGUAAGAACUCGGAAGGCCAACAUUCUCUGAAACAUUUCCAAACAGCACGCGCAGAACCUCAUUGCAUUGUUAUCAACCUCAGCACAUGGAUCAUAUGGUGUUAUGAAUGUGAUGAAGAGCUGUCCACACAUUGCAACAAAAAGGUUUUGGCUCAGAUAGUUGACUUUCUUCAGAAACAUGGUUCCAGGGCUGAACCAAGUUCAUCAAAAAUCAUACGACUCCAUGAAGAAAACAGUGAAACAAGUGAAAUACUGAAAGGAAAAAGUUCUGGUAAUGGUGCAUCUGUUCCAGUCAAAGGAAUAAAUAAUUUAGGAAAUACGUGCUUUUUUAAUGCUGUCAUGCAGAACUUGGCACAGACUCAUCUACUAAAUGAACUUAUGUAUGAGAUGAAGGAGAAAGGAACGAAGUUAAAAAUCUGUCAUACUGCAGACUCCCAAUUGGAUCCUUUGGUGGUAAACCUCUCCAGCCCGGGACCCUUGACCUCAGCAAUGUUCUUGUUCCUUCACAGCAUGAGGGAGGCUGGAAAAGGUCCUCUUUCUCCCAAAGUGCUGUUCAGCCAGCUUUGUCAAAAGUAG